Molecule: messenger RNA, 510 nt
Organism: Zingiber officinale
Lineage: Eukaryota; Viridiplantae; Streptophyta; Magnoliopsida; Zingiberales; Zingiberaceae
Exons: 2
Coding region: 1-510 (169 amino acids)
Molecular function (GO): protein binding
Source: RefSeq, a predicted model, not a curated record
AUGUCGACUGCCAACAUCGAGACCGUCGCCGCCUCACUGCGCAGCUUCUCUCUCACCGCCGCCGGAGGCAACAGCGGAGACCCAUCGCCACCGAAGGUCGGGGAGAUCACGGUGGACCUCCACUCCAACUCCGCGCUCCCCUGCCACUGGGAACAGCACCUCGACAUGCAGACAGGCGAAAUCCACUACAUCAAUCGCGAGACCGGCGUCAAAACGACGGAAGACCCGCGCAUUGCUCCGGCAUACUCCUCCGACGAGUACAGCUGCCGUUCUGACUACGAGGAGGUGGAGGACGACGACGACGACGAUGACGGCGACAGCGACUCCGGCGACUUCUCCUCCAGCGCGUCCUCUGCUUCCCCUCCCAACACCUCAGCGCCCGCCCAUGUCCUAGUGGCCGCCGGCUGCAAGGGUUGCUUCAUGUACUUCAUGGUCCCCAAGCACGUCGACGCCUGCCCCAAGUGCGGCGGCGGCGGUCUCCUCCACCUCAGCCGCAACGGCUGCAUAUGA